This is a messenger RNA of Melitaea cinxia (Glanville fritillary), 1524 nucleotides long. RefSeq names its product dolichyldiphosphatase 1-like. Gene Ontology annotation, molecular function: sphingosine-1-phosphate phosphatase activity. The transcript is spliced from 5 exons. The record is from RefSeq and is a predicted model, not a curated record. Lineage: Eukaryota; Metazoa; Arthropoda; Insecta; Lepidoptera; Nymphalidae. The coding region runs from base 1 to 738 and encodes 245 amino acids.
AUGGAAAAUACAGCUUCGCUUGUGAGCGAAGACUUUUUAAAUAACAAUGAAAUCCAAUGGCAACCUCUUGCUCUCACUUUAGUUGAAUAUCCAAAGGGUGAUCUUUUAGGUAAAUUUCUUGCUUUUAUGAGCCUGGCCCCCUUUGGAAUCGGUGCAGGAUUUGUUACAUUAAUAUUAUUCCGUAGAGAUCUCCACACUAUAGCUUUCUUUUUUGGAACAUUAGUAAAUGAGUUAUUGAACAUUAUCUUAAAGCAUUUGAUAUGUGAAGCAAGACCACUCAGCAGAGGUCAUUUAUACAAUGAAUAUGGAAUGCCAUCAUCACAUGCUCAAUUUAUUUGGUUUUUCAGUAUUUAUGUGUUAUACUUCUUUGCUAUAAGAUUACAUCAUAUAAACAAUAACAGCAUUAUAUCAGCCUUAUGGCGAAUUAUUAUAGUUGGUAGCUGUCUAAUAUUAGCUUUAAUUGUGUGCAUUGGGAGAGUUUAUCUUCACUACCACACAACAGCACAGGUUAUUGUCGGCGGUAUUAUCGGAGUCAUAUUUGCCACUAUAUGGUUCUUUGUAGUGCAUAGAAUACUGACUCCUUUGUUUCCUCAACUAGUGACUCUAAAGGUGUGUGAAAUGCUAAUGAUAAGAGAUACAACUUUGAUACCAAACGUACUGUGGUUCGAAUAUACAACAACAAGGCAAGAGGCGCGUGCGCGAGGCCGCAAGAUGGCAGCCCUGAAGCCCACUCAAUGACGGUGCGCAUGCGCGCGCGCUCCCAGCACGAGCCUGAGGCUACGCGCGUGACGUUUCAUAGCCGCCGGCGCGCUGGCUCUACUCGGCGGCUUUAUUAUAUCUAAAUCGGAACCGCGCUCAAUACUGCCGUAUUGACAUUUAUUUGUACCUAUUACAGCAAAAUUAUGUUUAUUCCAUUUCGUCACUUUUGCAAUUAUAAUGUAAUAUGUCCAGCAAGUCUAGUUGCGUUGACGAGUGACUAUAAUACAUAUUUUAUUAGAUUAAUAAGAUAUGUUGGUUAUAGAUAUUAGAGAAAUAUAAAAUUGUUCGAAUAAGGUUUACAUAGUCUAUUCGAAGUGCAAUUUUAAACUGCAUACCCUAUUUAUAAUAUAGGUACGUUAGGGUAACAAGUAGUUGUCUUUUUUUCAUCCAAGCCUAUAGGAAUUCAGUCUAUAGGAAUUUGUCAUAAAAAAUUUUAAUGCAAAAAAAAAAAUAUAAAUAAUAAACUAUCUCUUUAAAAUGACAACCUUUGUUGCCUAUAGUAGCAGCCGUAAAUUUUUUACUGGUGGAUUAAGGCCGCGCUUCCAUUAAAAAGUAAAUCAAAAUAGUAAUUAAAAUGUUCCAUUAAAAAAAUUAUUGUUAAAAAAAUUGUAAAUGAGUUUUCUGCUAGCAAAAAUCUGAAGUUGUGACUUAGAAACUUUUUAUUUCUAUAUAUAAGUCAAAUGUUGUUUGAAGAAAGUUUUAAUAAAUAUUAAUCAUAGCAUUAUGCAAUAUGAAUCUUAGUAUGAUAGUAACCAAACGUCAUGA